Molecule: messenger RNA, 264 nt
Organism: Thlaspi arvense
Lineage: Eukaryota; Viridiplantae; Streptophyta; Magnoliopsida; Brassicales; Brassicaceae
Source: the annotation of a GenBank genome assembly
AUGUAUUCUCUUGGUGGAAAUUUGUCAUCAAUACUUAUCCAAUCUUUUUAUUACAGAGAAAAUAAAAAUCUCACAGGCACUGCUCGUUAUGCUAGUGUUAACACACACCUUGGAGUUGAGCAAAGCAGAAGGGAUGAUCUAGAGUCUCUUGGCUAUGUGCUUAUGUAUUUUUUGCGGGGAAGCCUUCCUUGGCAGGGUUUGAAAGCUGGCACCAAAAAGCAGAAAUAUGACAAAAUUAGUGAAAAGAAGAUGCUUACUCUGUAG